UCUCUCGUCUUUGAAAAGAUGGAUUCCCAUGGAGCACUAGAACUUGUGUUAUUCCCCGAUGUUUAUCUAAACUUAUCUCAUUUUAUCUUAUUUGCUUAGUGGCUUAUUGUAAAUAAUUGUACUCUGCCUCCGGACGUGACUAUAUUAUUUGAAGUUAGGUUAAUUUAGGUAAAUUUUUUUAUUAUUUCAGUCGAAAAAAGUGAAUGCAGAAAUGUUCAGGAUGAACCUAUGUUUGGUGUUUUUCCCUCUGAUCUGGGUGACAGUAAGUGCAACUCAUGCAGAUGAUUGUGGUUCAAAAAUUGGGAGCUUCUCCGUAGUAGAAGUGUCUGGCUGCAGUGACAACAACCACGAAUGUGUCUUGAGGAAGCGCACAAAUGUCACCCUCCACAUUACAUUUACAACAAACGAGGCGGUGCAGUCCGUGAAGGCGGUAGUGCACGGCAUAGUGCAGGGCAUCCCCGUGCCCUUCUCCCUGCCGGACGGAGACGCCUGCAAGACUUCUCUCCAGUGCCCUCUCAGCGCCGGCACCACGUACAACUACACUGCACAACUGCCCGUCAAGAAGUACUAUCCGUCGGUACAGGUUAAAGUAAAGUGGGAACUACAAAAUGAGAAAGAAGAGGAUAUUGUUUGCUGCAUCAUACCAGCGAGAAUCAGAUGAGUGCGGUCUCUUCUAAAAUUACCUUCGUGGAUUCCAUUACUUGUUAGGAUGUGAACACUGUACUUAACACCACAUAUCAUUGUGUUCGUUACUACUGUACAUUAAUUGACUACUGUCUUUCUAAGUCAUAGUGUGUACCAGCUAACUCAUAUCUCGAUCAAAAACUAUUUCAGCUGAAAACAUUACAAUAGGGAUAUCCAUUUGAUUAACGUCUUUUCACUGAAAGAAAACAUGUAGACAGGACUUCGAAGCAUUCCAUAUCAGCUGGUGGACUAAAGCAUCAAAAUAUCCUAGCAUUAUAAUUUAACUACCAACAAGUAUGUAUGUGUUCCUGGUUUGUGUUUGAUUGUUAUUAGUGUAGUUUAACGUUAAACAUAUUUUUUCUCCCUACAUUCAAGUUUUUCUGAUUUGAUAGUGCCUAGUUUUGAAGAUUAAGAUUAAAGAAUUAGAAACAUUAGUUAAAUCAUUAAAAUUUAAUUGUAAUCAUAAAAUAGUACAGUUUAAACUGCCUUUCCCCCCUUUCUCUAUUUAAAUGUUUCGCAGUACCAAAUAAAGUACAUAUAAAAGACAAUGUUAUAAGUGCAGCAUUCUGUAUCCAAACUAGACAAGGUAUAGACAUACACACUAUUUAAAGAUACAAAAGAAAUUUAAUACAAAAUAAUUAUUAUCUGGAUUAGUAGUUUCUGAAAAUCUAUUGUGCUGGUGUCUAAAAUAGUGACACUCAUUUUGUAGGCAUAGAGACUUAAGUUUACUGAAGUUUCUGCAUAGGCCCUUUUACUGUGUGUGAGGUUGCCAGACAGCCUACAUUACUGGAAAUUUGCGGGGUGGUGCUUUGCUUGCGCUCAUGCUGGCGUACAUUUGUUUUUGCAUGCAAUUUCCCGUGCUUUCAACUGAACAUUCCUUGACAAAACUGCAGCCAUCGUUGGUGUGUAUAUGUUUUAUAUUCCUCCAGCCGCACACAAGUUUGCCGGUAACGUGAGUGCUAGUUUUAUAGAAGAAACUAACAAAGAGUCACUUGCUGGGAAAUGGAAACAUGGAUAUAAAAGUAGCAGUCUUCUCCUUUGUCGUUUUGUUAGUUAUUUGGGGAAUUAAGGGGCUUAAAUAUGAAAUAGGGGGGGGGGAAGUGCACCAGUUGAAACACUGAACACAAACACUUAAAUUGUCUCCAUAAAACUAGUAAAGACAGAUAUAUGAUGCGAUUGUUAUUCUAGGGCGACCCUUGCGGUGAAAAUGUUAGAUUUUUAUGUCCGAAAGGGGAGGGUUUACCCUUUUGCGGAUAAAUACGGUAUGCCUUACACUCAGCCUGCAAACUCGACAACAAAGUUUUAGUUGCUUGUGCAUCUGCUAAAACCUUACUUGUAAGGAAAGAAUUCCGUGAUGUUUAUUUGAAUUUUUAAAGUUAUCCAAAUGAAAAGCUUCAAUCAUUGGACUGUUUUAAAAUAUAUUUGACUGUUUAUUCAAUAUCUUAACACCUGAGGGGUCAAACUGUUAAAAAAUUUCCCAUCAAGAUCACCCCUUUAAUUUUUUAUUGAAUUUAAACAUACAGUGAAACUAUGUUUUUCACAAUUCACAGUAAAAUAAUAAUUAGAUAUAUAUAAAUCAUAAUCACAGAUUAUUUUUGACAUAUAAAGAGCAUGUAUGCAAUAUGCUGUAAGCUGUAGAAAAGAAAUUGUAACCACUGAAUAUAUCUUUCCCACUUGCUUUAUCUAUAGGACUAUAGGGCAAUUGAAUUAUUCCAAAAAUUAUUCCAUUUAAAAUGUUGAUUUGAGAUUCAAUUUAUAUUCAAUGUUUUGAAUUCUUGUGGACCCUAGACUCACUUUGCACAUCAAUUUAUGAGAACCAAGUGGUUCACAACUGACAAUACUCUUGUAGAUCUGUAAAGCUGGAGUCACAAUGUACACAACAUGACAAAUCCUAUUAUAGUUUGUACAUCGUUCCAGCAUGAUAGAGUUAACAGCGUGGGGUCAAAAUACCAGGACAACAUCAACACGACAAACUCUGGAAUGGCUGUCGGCAAAUGCAGUAUAGAAUGAGCUAUAGGAAUUUUUUAUUUCCUGUUGAUACCUGAAGAGCAUAUCAUAUAACAUUUAGUAGUCUCUUGCACAAGUGGGAUUAAGUUUAUUUUAGAUUCAAGGAAGCUAACUAUAAAUAUGUUGAUAAGGCUCAGAAAAUUAUUCUGGUGUUAGCUAUGUUAAAAAUUAAAAAAAAAAAAAAAUGUAAUAAACAGUUGAAGGCACACUAGAAGUGUGAAAGUGUACGCACGUCAAACAAAAUUUUGUUUACAGCAUAAAGAUCUACCAGGUAGGUAAACAUGUUUUAGGUUUAGUUUUGUAAGGUUUCCAUUUUGCUUUCCCAAUGCUGCAAGACAAUGAAAUUAGAAAUAGAAUGUACUUCUUGCGGACUGUGGGAACACGUCUUUCAUCGUGUUAUCAAGGUGACUGUGACUUUAAUUGGCUACUGAGUGGGCCUGUUCUAUCAUGUCUAUCAUGGCAUUGUGAUUCCAGCAAUUUUGAAAUUAUUUCACUGUAUACCAUUUUGUUGUUUUGCAUUUGCCUAGCAGGCUAGUUUUAAGUUUUUUUACUGCUGUAUACUGUGAUGCUGACAUUUUGAAACAAGUAUAUUUUUUAACAUAAAUAUUGGUCAAAAAAUAUUAUUAAGCAUUUCAAAUUUUGUUUAAUGCUUGUAUUAGUAUUAGUAUGUGUACGUUAUCACAUGGAUAGUAUGUUAUCUCCUGCCAGAUAAAAUACAUUUAAUUGCAACCCAUUCCAACCAUAUCCAUACUUGCAGGCCAAAGGAUUUUAAACAUUGCAGGAACAAUGUUUAUUUUUUCUGUAUAUGAUAUACAUGUGGCUUAAAGAAGAUUCACAUUACAAAACUAUCGAUAGAUAGCUGAAGUGCCAAUAUUACCAUUAUGCUAGUGAGACAAUUGUAGAAAUAGUUUUAUAGCUAGACAAGAGUUUUUUUAUAGGUUCAAAUAUUAAGUAAACAAAAAAAAUUGUAAAUGUAGAAGAAAGUAUAUUUUUUUAGGUAUGUAGUGUGUUAAGUACUGUUGUAAAACAAAGCUCUAACCAAGAGUAAUGGCUUGUGAUGUAAAAAAGUGUAAGUGUAAUGUAAAUGUGUAUAUGUAUUUAUAAUUCUAACUUUGCUAUCCACCAUUUUACAUAGUUGCCGUUUUGUAAGUAGAAGAAAUGAAUACAAACAAGCCUAAGGGAUUAAUAACAGUAUAUAGUGAAACCUCGCUACUACGAGUACGGGAUACUACGAGAACUUCGAAGUCACAUCAGUUUUUUAAUGCACCAUUAGUUUGACUAAGCAUACCAUACUAAAUUAAAUUGGUAAUUACGAGUUCUUCUUUGUUGGCCCUUUCAUAAUUAUUAGUUCAUUUAAAUGACAUCUCCAAACAAGGAAAAACUAUGCUGGUUGAAAGAAAAAAAAAGUUCACGCAGUAAACUCAAAGACUACCAGUGAGAAAGAGCGUGCUUGCGCAGCUGUCGGCGGACUGGAUCACUAGCUACUGGCAGGUAGUGACCAGGGUAGGAAGGGAAGGAAGUGGGCAGGACUCCAAUGACAAACAAGCUAUCUCUCUCUCUCCAUAUCUCUCCCCCUCCGCUUCACGUGUUUUAGCGCUCUGGCUUCACGGCUGUCUGUUGUCUGGCUUUCGGUACAAGGGGAAAUCCAAAAAUUAUAUGUGUGAGCGAGCGUGACCUAUCCCCCUCCAUUUCUAUGUCCGUGAACUGGCAACACAAGCAAUCUUCGGGUCUAUCUCGACAGGUUUUUGCGACGCAUUAAGCGUGUAUUCCAAAUACUACCCGUUUGAACUGUGCCCCAACAAAAUUAUUUUUGCGUGCAUAUUCCGACGCUAAUAAUGGCAACAUUUCACGUAUAACACUGCGACCAAUUUUCUACAAUUUGCCCAUGUAUUGAAGCAAUCCAUCUUUGAAUUGUGGAAACUUUCUGGUCAUAUCACGAUAGCGUCAGAGCGUACCCUCCAAAUAUUUUUGUCUUGUAGUGUUACGAGGAUGGCUAAAGGGGAGAGGAAGGAGUAUGCAAGUGCCGCCCCUUUCUACUGUAGUAAUAAAGGGGACACACGGGUAUGCGUUACACAAAGACUUCUUUUCUAUUAAUAGAAUACUACUGGAGCGUGAACCUUACUGUGAAAAUGUUAACAAAUCAGAUCAUUAUUUACAAAAUAUGUGUGUCAAAUUUACGUGUGCAUGUGCGUAUGGGUUAAAGACAAAUAAAAACAACUGAGGAGUAACUUAUGUGGUAUGCGACAUCAGCCACUAUGAACUCUGGUAUUUCCUUGCACUGCGACAGUGACAGUGGUUAUCUUCGCUGCGUCUUUAAUUUGUGAUUGAAACAAAAACCGUUGCAGAUACAAAAAAAUUCCAAUAGACCUUUUCUAUUCAUAAUUUAAUUUGCUACAUCUUUAAUUAUAAUUUCUUUUUUUUCACUACAGUGCACCGUUUUCAAGAUGUGGUGUGAAAUUAAUACAUUUUCGGAAGAGUCAAGAAUCUAACUCAGCUAUUACGAGUUCUCGUAGUUACGAGGAUUUUUCUCGCCAUUGUCAACCUACUGCCUAGGCCCUAGUAUUAUACUGCUUUCGUGACCAAAUUACGAUUCUGUUAAAAUUACUGUCAAACUUGAAAUUAUACUGAAUUCGUGAGCAAACCAUGACACCAUCCAAAAUACUGCCACACUUGGUUUCCACGGCAGCUAAAAUCAAAAAAAUGAAGGUAACUGGGCUGUAAAUUACUAUUAUAUUUUUAUAACGCCAUCUCAUCAAAUAGGCAAACUACUUCUUUUAAGAAAAUUUGGCAGUUUGGACCAAAUUCUUUUUCUUAAGGGGCCUAGAACUCUGGAUGAACCCACCUCACUACAGCGACGCAUGCAGGCGACAGACCGCUCGUGGUCCAAGGCCAGGUGCUCCCGGUAGCAGUUAGGCCUCACUGACCAUUCCAUCGCCCCGCACACCUUCCCAAGGCACGCACAUUGUCUUCUGCUGCCGCACGCCAGUUGACUCGGGCGCCCACCGCUGUGGUUUCCUGAAUCACAUGCAGCCCCGCAAAAAGCAUACGGUUGUUGCUGAAGAUACACUUGCUGAACAUACUCCUCUUCUCAAAAUAGUCUCUCAAAAUCACACCUAAUUUGCAUUUACAAACCAGCUGUUUCGUAAGAAAAUGGACUAAAACUGCAGUAAUAGUUUGACCGAAUAAAACUGGCCAAAAAUAAAUAUAAACAAAAUAACUUAUAAGUAACUAUUAGGACCAAAAAAUAAUGAGGCGUAGUGUGCCUCAACACAGUUAUGAGACGUAUGUGCUUUAGGAUGAUUGUGUUUUUCACUAGAAAUUUUUAUUGGUCAUUGUAUGAAUGUUUGAACAUAGAUUGAAUUAUCAGCAAAGUAUACAUGGACAGAGAAUAAUCGGGCAACGAUGUUUACAUCUUGUGACAUAGCUUCAUGUUGUGCUUUACAUCAUAGUAAUUUCAUCACUGUAGACAAACUGUAUUUUCAAGACUCAAUUAACUUAAUAUUCAGAACAUAUCACUAGAAACUAUAAUACAGUACUUAGCCGUACUGGUGAACUUAUAGGUACUGAGCAUUUAAUUAGGAUUUUUAUUUAGUUCACAAGCCGUAUAAAGCUAAAUUGGAUCACAUAAACUUAGUAUAGGUUCACAAAAUUGUAAUUUUGUAUAGUAGCAGUUUCUGGAAAAUAAGGCUAAUUUAAUAACUUCAGUGAAAAAAUGAUUUGUAAAGUCAGAUACUUUAACAAUAUGUACUAGUAUGUAAGAAAUACUUUAUACUUAAUGUAGCUAACCUAAGCAACAUUUCAUUUUAGUUAUUAUUAGUCUUAUUUCCCAGGAGCCAAUUAUUUGUGUACAUAUUUAUCCUAAAACAUUGUGAUGUGACAUACAAUAUAAUUGAAAGAGGUUUUUUUGGAUGUAUUUGCAUACUGAUGUGAACUCGUUAAUUAUAACUACAUACGAGAAUCCACAUAGUAAUGUGCGGUUGUUGAUCAGUUGAAUAGUGUUUUGCCAUAGUAACUAGACCACAAGGCUUCCAAAAGUUAACAAAAUCGAAGCAUCAGUAACACCAACUACUGUAAAUUAUAUGAGGUUAUAGCAUCACAGUUAAGAUGCCCUAUGUAAGGCGCUACUUUUAUGAUGAUAAGUGUAAUUAAUCGCUUUCUUAGCUCCCUGUCAUAAGAAUAAGGCAUUGUAGUUAUGAUGUCUUAGACUAAAAUAUCUGUAAUCAACCUGCUGGUUUAAGAGUUUUAUAGUUUUAAUGUUUAUUUUAGAUUGGGUAAAUAUACUGUAUUUACUAGCAUAUAGGUCACGGAAAUUUUACCAGAUUUGAUGGGGGGAAAAUGAAGUGCGACCUAUAUGUGAAGAAAAAUUUUUGAGGAAUUUUUUUUGCAAUAUUUUGUUUUAAAUGCGAAAAAGAAGUUUAGUAUAUAGGUAUAGGCAAAUUUAUUUACAAUGUACACGUAGUUAAUUAACCAAGCAAAUUUUCAUAACAAGAAAUCAAACACACAAAAAAAUUGGUAAACGAAGGGUGAUGUUGCACCUGGAUGGCAAACAAGUAGAAAAAGGGAAGGGGAGAAGCAAUGGUUUCCCCAGCCACUAUCUUAUCUGUGUCGCGAACUUCCUCACGCGUCAGACCAAUCGCACGUUUAAAACAAAAACCGCUGUAUAUAUAAAAAAUCAUGACAUUUUAAGAAGUCAGGAAUCUAACUUGUCUUCAAUUUUCUAUAUUCGGUUAUUACAAGUACUUUGUUACAAUUUAUUACGCCAUUAUCAGCUCUCGUAGUAGCGGAGUUUUACAGUACCCAUUAACUCUUUCGUGCACGGCGCGCCGGCCGUUCGCGUCAUUAAAUUACCGGUGCGACCUAUAUGGGGGGAAUCUUAAAUACCAAAUUCAAGACCUCAACUUAUGGGUGUGACCUAUAUGCGAGUAAAUACGGCAGUUGUAAUAUGUGAGAACACUAUUGUUUAAGAGUGUAAAUUUAUAUAUAUAUUUUUCUAUAAUCGUUCAAAGAACUAUAUAUUUAACAAUUGUAUGGAUACAUAGGACAAUUUUCCAUAAUAUUGGCUAACUUCACAUUUGUAUCUGACUUACCUAUAUACCAUUUUUGAGAUGUCUUGUUCACUUAUGUUGAUGCAAUGUUGAGAAAUUUAUCUAUAAAUAAAUACAUUUCUAAGUUC
Messenger RNA from Bacillus rossius redtenbacheri, 7864 nucleotides. RefSeq names its product ecdysteroid-regulated 16 kDa protein (gene Npc2a). Gene Ontology annotation, biological process: intracellular cholesterol transport. Bases 212 to 661 code for a protein of 149 amino acids. NCBI's taxonomy places the organism in Eukaryota, Metazoa, Arthropoda, Insecta, Phasmatodea, Bacillidae. The transcript is spliced from 5 exons. Gene Ontology annotation, molecular function: sterol binding. The record is from RefSeq and is a predicted model, not a curated record.